Molecule: messenger RNA, 643 nt
Organism: Phanerochaete carnosa HHB-10118-sp
Lineage: Eukaryota; Fungi; Basidiomycota; Agaricomycetes; Polyporales; Phanerochaetaceae
Exons: 1
Coding region: 1-492 (163 amino acids)
Source: RefSeq, a predicted model, not a curated record
AUGGCUAUCGCCUGGCCUAGGCUGGAGCAACUGGUCUUGGGAUAUAACCUUAGCUAUGGGGGACAAGCGUAUUCCGAUCCAUACAUCUACAUUGAUGAUCUCUAUCCGUUUGCGCAACAUUGCUUGUCCCUACGCAGGCUCUCCAUCUCCAUCGCCGACUCCAUCGACACGCCCAAGCCUCUCUCCUACGACGAGACACCAGCCGUACAUCACAACUUGCAGGAGCUUGACUUGGCGUGCUCCCGCAUUCGCACCCAGCUUGGGUGGGCUCGUGUGGCUGGGUUCACCCUUGCUGUCUUUCCGAGGGCGCGCGACGGCUUCAAGAUUCACGAGCGUCAAGCAAAGAAGGAAAUACAGCUGCGCAUGAAUUGCGAGGUUGCACUCUCUGAGACGGUGUGGGUACCUCUCCUGUGCCUUCACGUGAUAGAGCCUGAGCCGACGAAUCUCUCAGCGGCCUGCGUUGCGGCGAUGUAUUCUGAACUCGAGAAUUGAUCACGUUUACGGUAGCAUUAGAUUCAUCAAGCCGAGCUCGAUAUGUCUGUACAGUGUUUCAGCAGUACUUCAUGUCGUCCAGACGCCUGUAUUGUCGCGAAUUGCUGUAAAAGCGAGACUUCUAGGCAGCCUGAGUUCGAACUCGCCGCUC